CAAGACGCGUUGGAGAGACUCACCAAGCGGACGGGAAAAGUGCCAGUUUGUGAUCUGUUUGUAAGUAACUUUCAGCGACAGUGGGCAUAUUUUUGUUCACCAGCAGGUGGACAUUGAGUGUUCGCUAGCGUGCGUAAACUGACUGGAGAGGAAAUAAAACAGUCUUGGAGUGAACAGCAGCUACCAAAGAACGAGAGGAAAGGCGGAGUUGAAAAGAGCCGGAGGAGAGACAAGUGCCCGUUGGAUAGAAAUGCUCACUGUGUUGUUUUUUUGAAUACUUUUUGACGUUGUUUUGUGGAAAUGUCGCUGGUGUGCGCAGCGUAAUACCCCCGGACAGCUUUCAUGCCUCGUGCCAUCAGCAGGGACAGUUACUUAUCUGCAAGGAAACUGUGAGCAGAACUGAGAUUUCAUAAAGAAGAAGGCACUGGGCUUAAACUGAGGACCAGUCACUGAACAGUUACGAACCAUGGUGAAGUUUCAUAACUCGGACCUAUGGAUAGCCUGGAUGAUCAUUUUCUGCAUGGAGGGUUCAAGGUUUGAUCUACACACAGGGAAAGUGUGUGUGCGGGCGCUGGAUGUGACGGUGGCCCAGAGCAGUAUCCAGGUGGCCCGCGGCCAAGCAGCAGUCCUGCCCUGCUCGUUCACCACCAGCGCUGCCCUCAACAACCUCAACAUCAUCUGGAUGGUUAUACCACUGUCCAAUGCCAACCAGCCAGAACAGGUGAUCAUUUACCAGGGCGGCCAGGUGUUCAGCCUCGCCAACCACCUCAUUGGGCGUGUGGGCUUCUCGGCCACCAUGCCAAGUACAAGUGCCUCGAUCUUCAUCAACAACACCCAGCUGUCGGACACUGGGACCUACCAGUGCCUGGUCAACAACCUCCCAGACAGAGGGGGGCGCAACAUCGGCGUCAUUGGGCUCACUGUUUUGGUGCCACCCUCGGUGCCAGCAUGUCGUAUCCAGGGCACUCUGGAUGUAGGCAAUGACAUCAUGCUGAUGUGCAGCUCCGAGGAAGGUAUUCCCACGCCGUCCUACUCCUGGGAGAAGCUGGACGCGCUGCCCAAGCUGCCGCACAACGCCAUGCAAGACCAGAUGCAGGGCUCUGUAACACUGAGAAACAUCAGCACCAGCACCUCAGGACUCUACCAGUGUACAUCCAGCAAUGCUAUUGGCAAGAGCACGUGUCUGCUCAACCUGCAGGUCAUCGCGCCCCAGCCUCAGAGUGUUGGCCUGAUAGCGGGCACCAUCGCUACAGGAGUGCUAGCUCUCAUCAUCUGUGGCCUGUUAGUGGCGGUCACGCUUUUCUACUGGAAGAAUAAGAACAAAUAUGACGAGGAGGAGAUCCCAAAUGAGAUCAGAGAAGAUGACCUUCCUCCCAAGAGGUCAUCAUCAGCGAAGGCUUUCCAUGCAGACGCCUCCUCCUCAGAGAACGACACGCUGACGUCCACCAACACCUACAACAGCCGCUACUGGCACAACCCCAAACCCAACUACGACACCAACUCCUACACACGCUACAACGGAGACACUCGCCAGACCUUCUCCACCGCGGCUCACGGUGCACAUGCACACGGUCAGGCCCAGAACGCAGGACACAGCCACAGUACAGUGGUCACAGCACCAGGCUCAGCUCCACUGUCCCGCCAUGCACAACCCAACACGGCAACAUCGUUUGCCAAUGGCAGCCAUACGCUCCCCCCACCAAAAACUCUGGUGGUCACCACAAACUCUGCCCCAUCCCCUACCGCCAUGGUGCGCAGCAACGGCUCUGUGAGUCUAAAACCGGUGGUGAUGUCCGCACACGGGCAGCACACACACUCCUACGCAGUGAGCCAGGCCACCCUGGAGCGGAUGGGGGCGGUGCCUGUCAUGGUGCCCGCCCAGAACAGAGCAGGCUCGCUGGUGUAACAUCUUAGCUUAACUGCUUUGAAAACAAGACUAAAUGAGCAUUUGGUUUGUGAGAUUUUACAUCCACUGAUGAACAACAUACAGAAUAUGGGCUAAAGCAGCCCGCUGCCCUUUACAAUGUUGUCUUUUCUGUAUGUCUGGACAUCUGUUUCUCAAACCAAGCUGGGAUUUUACAAUCCAGAGUUCAGUUAAUGCCAAUUCUUUGUUGAACGGGACGCUUUCUUUUGUAGUAAAGCACUACAUGGGAUCUGAUCACCCCGUCAUUUAAUGGAUUUUAUCGGCAGGUGUGGCGGGAACUCUUUUUCAACCACUUGGAUUAUUUCACAAAGCUGGAGUGGAAUUUCCUGCAGAACUUGGAUUCCCAGAUCCUUUUCAGGGUUGGAUCAUUGGGAUGAUUAUGUUUUCGUUUAGACUCAAAGCAACACAAGGCAUUUUCAUCUCAGUGUGUCCAUACUGCAUGGUCAGACAGAAGCGAGCUCGGAUUCCCACUUAAUGCAUGUGUCUCUUGUUUCGGGAUAAACAAUGAAGUCUAUAUUAUUUCUAAUCAUUUCUUUUGACAAUUUCGAUUGAGAGAAAUAGUUGUGAUGAUGGGGAUUGCUGUAUGCAUUGAACGUGAAUGUUUUCAAAUCUGUCGGGAAAAACCGAAAGGAUAAAAGUAUAACAAUUAAAUAAUGUCGGGGAGAAUGGCCUUAGAAGCUUAGGGAGAUGGGUUUUAUUGGGUGCAAUACAUACACAAUUCAUUGAAUGCAAACAUUUUAAUUACAUUUACGCACUUUUCAGAACAACUUUAUAUCAAAACUUCUGUCUUAUGAACAAUAACUCAGUCUUACUAAUGCUAUGCUUUAAACCAUACAACAUAUAUCAAAACUUACAUGCACAUACAACAUGCUGGUGAUGUUUGAAGAUGGCACACACACUGGAUGUGUACAACGGAAAGCUACUGUCCCCCUGAUCUAACAUCAAACCUGCAGAUGGAUAAUUGUCAUAGUCUGUGUUCAUUCUCACUGUUGUCCUAAACUGGUUCAUGUCACAUCAGUGCUGCUUGGAGAAGAUUACAGGAUGUCUUACUUCAUAAAUGCUUUAUAAAGAGACAGAUAUAUAUAUUUA
Messenger RNA from Trematomus bernacchii (emerald rockcod), 3013 nucleotides. RefSeq names its product immunoglobulin superfamily member 11 (gene igsf11). Gene Ontology annotation, molecular function: ionotropic glutamate receptor binding. Gene Ontology annotation, cellular component: cell-cell junction. Gene Ontology annotation, biological process: homophilic cell-cell adhesion. The record is from RefSeq and is a predicted model, not a curated record. The transcript is spliced from 8 exons. Bases 467 to 1906 code for a protein of 479 amino acids. NCBI's taxonomy places the organism in Eukaryota, Metazoa, Chordata, Actinopteri, Perciformes, Nototheniidae.